AAUGAAAAGAGAGAAUCAACGCGAACAAUUUUCUCAGACCCCGCAAAUAAAGAUCAAUUGAAAGUUUUUCUGCUAUAGGUGACGCUGUCGUCUAUCUCAUAUUAUUCAUCGAUAUAAAAUAUUAUCUAACUUCCAAAUAAUUAACAGCAAAAAUGUCGGCGUGGAGACAAGCAGGAUUAAAUUACAUUAACUACUCUCAGAUUGCAGCAAGGUUAGUUAGACAAGCUUUAAAAGCUGACUUGAAAGCAGAAGCUGCCAAGCGUGAUGAAGUCAAUGUAAAGUUUACUCAAUGGAAGGAUGGAAAAGCUAUUACUGAAAAGAUAUAAUCACAAUGAUUAAAAAUGCUUAGAUUGGCGAUAUUACAGAUGGAUGCAGAGAAGUCAUCCAGAAUAGCAAAUUAUAUAUAACAAUCUCUAUUUCUGUAUAAAGUAAAACCAUUUUUUGCACUGUAAUUCUAUUUUUCUUUGAUUUAACUUACCUACAGUUAAUUUUUAUAGCGUCAUCUUAAAACAGAAC
This is a messenger RNA of Camponotus floridanus (Florida carpenter ant), 516 nucleotides long. RefSeq names its product protein stunted. The record is from RefSeq and is a predicted model, not a curated record. Lineage: Eukaryota; Metazoa; Arthropoda; Insecta; Hymenoptera; Formicidae. Gene Ontology annotation, cellular component: mitochondrial inner membrane. Gene Ontology annotation, molecular function: proton-transporting ATP synthase activity, rotational mechanism. The coding region runs from base 153 to 326 and encodes 57 amino acids. The transcript is spliced from 4 exons. Gene Ontology annotation, biological process: proton motive force-driven mitochondrial ATP synthesis.